Molecule: messenger RNA, 4720 nt
Organism: Actinia tenebrosa (Australian red waratah sea anemone)
Lineage: Eukaryota; Metazoa; Cnidaria; Anthozoa; Actiniaria; Actiniidae
Source: RefSeq, a predicted model, not a curated record
UGAAGACGUAAGAGCCUUCCGUUUUAAGUUGCGAAUAAUUUUGAAAGUUUGUAACAAUUUGAACUGGUUUAAUUCAUAUUUUUUCUCUUCUUUGGAAAGGUUGGGAGGAAAAGCAAGCUAGGGACUUUUCUAUUCAACAGCACUAGAGAUGAGAUUCCUCGCGAUCGCUCUCAUCCUUGUGGCUGCUUUGGCCAACGCCAAGAACUUACACAAAAGAGAUGACUUUUAUAAUUCGCCAACAGCCGAUCCUUUUGAUAUUAGUAACUCAGAACAUCAAACUUCUGAUCAGACGUUUGAAAAUUUCAAAACAGAACCAACAAAAUCAUCCAAUGAUGUAUCAAAUGAUUCUGACUUCCUCGAAGAAGAUGAGGACUUUAUGAAGCCAGUCAGAUAUAACGCUCCUGCAAAAGCCGCUGUCCGCAAGGCGAAAAAGCCUCUUCAAGUCCCUAAACUUAGAAGUGCGGCGUUGGAUUAUAUGAACUACUUCCGACGCACUCACGCUGCAAGUCCCUUAAUGCUCCACGGGCCUCUGACUUUAGGAGCACAAAAAUGGGCCAACAAAAUCGUCAAAGCUGGCAAAGUCAGCUAUGACAAAACUACAACCCACAACCAAACGAUCUGCAAGAAAAUCGGACAACAAGAUGAUGCCAUCAGGGACUGUGUAGUCUCUUGGUAUGCCAAGAUUAUGAAUUAUGACUGGGCUCAUAAAAAAGUUAACAAAGACAACAGUGACUUUGUGGUUCUUAUUAACCGCCAAACUACUCAUGUUGGAAUUGGCGUCUCAAGAGGGCCUCUUGGUAAUGUGUAUCUUGUAGCCUUCUACUCACCUAAGGUCAACCCAAAUGCUUUGACAGAGAACAUCCUUCCUUACACAGAUGUUUUCGCUGCUGCCGAUGGAGUUAAGUGUCAAAAGGGAUAUACUGAAUACCAAGGCACAUGCUACAAGCAUCACACUGCUAAGAAGAACUGGAUGGGAGCUGUAGUUGAGUGCGCAAAGGAGAAUGCUGUAGUCGCAGAUAUCAAGAACGCUGCUGUUGAAAAUGCACUCAAAGCUAUGCCACGUAAAAAUCCCACGAAGCUUCUGUGGGUGGGUCUAAAUGAYAGAGUUAAAGAAGGAAUGUACAGCUAUGUUGACGGAUCCCCCGUGUCUCACUUGAACUGGAAGACAGGGGAACCACAAGGAAAGGGUCAGAACUGCGUUGCAAUUAAUUUCAAAUCUACUUUUGGAACAAUGUACGACAGAAAAUGCACAGAAAAACAACAAUUCAUCUGCAAAAAGCCACUGGAAGGAAAUGUUCUAUACCAAGUAUCUCUCGAAAUGCCCAAACUGAACUACCAGAAAGAGUUCAGUGACCAAGGAUCAAUCUCUCGUCAAAAGCURAACGCUAAAAUUGAAGCAGCAUUCAAAGCUACUUACAAGAAAUCCACCAGCUUCGUCAAAGUUUUUGUGGUUGAGGUUAGUGAUGGUACGGUCAAACCAAAGCCAAAGCCAAAGCCAAAGCCAAAGCCAAAGCCAAAGCCAAAGCCAAAGGGUAAAGGCAAAUAUCCCCAGAAUCCUUACGCCUCACGAUAUGGAUACAACCCUUACCAGGGCAGUCGCUUCUCGGGGCACUAUAUGGGAAAGAGACAGCUCGAGCCAACUGCAACAGCUAUGCCUUCAUCAGUGAGUCCAACUGUGCCAUAUUCUGACAGUCUGUCUGAUUCAAGUGACAACCUUGAAGAUAACUUUUUGGAAAGCUUUGAAGAUAAGUCCAAGAAGGCUAAGGCUAAGGCUAAGCCUAAAACUCCACCAAAGAAAACCAAAGUAACGAUUGUAGCCAAGUUUGGCAAGCAGAACCUUCCAGCUGAUCCAACCAAAGUAUUCCAAGAUUAUCUUACGAAGAACAAGCAACGAAGCGCUGCGCCUCUUAGCCAGGAAACAAAGGUUCUCUCAGUCAAGCUUCUUCCUCCAGGAAGCGAACCCAUGAAACAAUUAAUUUGCGACACAUCAUGUGCAAGUACAUGUAGUUCAGCWUGCAGUCCAAAUUGCUGUUUCCAACCACCAACCUACUCAAGUUACCAAUCUUCUUACUCCCCCUGCUACCCAACACCAUACAACCCAUGUGGUCAGGCAGCUGCCCCUGCACCUGCACCAAAACCAUCAAAACCAAAGGUUAUCUACUCGUUCCAAUCACCAAGACCAACUUUCCACGUGCCAAAAUGGCAGCCACCUCCUCCUAAGCCAAAGGCACCAAAAGCCGCACCCUGUACUCCAACUCCUGUGAAUCCAUGCCAAACUCCAGCAUUUUCUUACGGAUAUGCUGCUCCAUCAUAUCAGGCAGCCCCAUCAUAUCAGGCUGCUCCAAUGGCUCCUCCUUGCACACCAACCCCAAUGAAUCCAUGUCAAACUCCAGCUGCUCCUCUCCCACAAAUGAAAGGAGCCGUUAAUCUUCAAGGAUAUACUGCACAUUAUGGCAAAAGGUCUGUUGUUGCAGGAGGUUCUUCUGCUCCGUGUGGUGCUCCACCAAUGAACCCAUGCGGCCCUCCAAUGGGAAUGCAGAUGCCCAUGGCUCCACCAAUGGCACCACCAAUGAUGCCACCACAAAUGCCACAAGGUGCUCCCUGUGGUGCUCCACCAAUGAACCCAUGUGCUCCACCAAUGCGUCCUCCAAUGGCCCCACCAAUGAUGCCACCACAAAUGCCUCAAGGUGCUCCCUGUGGUGCACCACCAAUGAACCCAUGUGCUCCUCCAAUGGCUCCUCCAAUGGCUCCUCCAAUGGCUCCUCCAAUGGCUCCUCCAAUGGCUCCUCCAAUGGCUCCUCCAAUGGCCCCACCAAUGAUGCCACCACAAAUGCCUCAAGGUGCUCCCUGUGGUGCACCACCAAUGAACCCAUGUGCUCCUCCAAUGGCUCCUCCAAUGGCACCRCCAAUGAUGCCACCACAAAUGCCUUUUGGAAGCCCAUGUACACCAACCCCAGCAAAUCCAUGCAAAAAGCCAAAAGCAGCUAAGAAAGGAAAGGGCAAAAAGAAGGGAACAUCAGUAAAGCGUUGCGGUCCUCCUCCAUUUAUGCCAUGCGGAGGUUUUGGAAUGGCACCACCAAUGCCUAUGCCAAUGCAAAUGCCUAUGCAACAGCCAAUGCCAAUGCCAAUGCCAAUGCCUAUGCAACAACCAAUGCCAAUGCAGAUGCCCUUCGGCAACCCAUGUGUCCCAACACCAUACAAUCCAUGCCCUCCAAAACAAGCUAAGGCCAAAAAACCUGCACCCAAGAAACCAAAAGCACCUGGYGCCCCAAAACCAUUGGUUCUCAAUGGAAUGACAUCACCAUUUAUAAGUGGUUAURUUCUACCAGGACCACCACCACCAUACAUCCCACAACCCCCAAUGAUCCAGUUUACAGGAAGCAAUCCAUGUCUACCAAGCCCAAUGAAUCCUUGUGUUAAACGUGCGCCAGUCGCUCGCCCAAAGCCAAAGAACGCAAAGGCAGUUGCCAAGAACACCACACCUUACCAAUCUUAUGGAGGUAUUGACUAUCACCAACACCAAGUGACUCCCCCAGUUCAAUCAAUGCCUUAUAAUCCAUAUGGUUCAGCUUAUGGAUCAGCUAUCCCUAGCCCCCUAGGAGUACCUCUUAUCCCGGGGAUGAACUACCCUAAAUGUUUACCUAACCCCACUAACCCAUGCAAGCCACUUAAGUUUAAACAGCCCAAGUUUAAGCCAGUUAUUAUUAAGCUGAAGUCUACACCAAUUCAGAUCAAGGUACCUCAGAAUCCCAAUUUGGCUUCAUUGAUGCAGAUUCCAUUAUCAAACCAACCCUGUCAUUCGUCCUGUAGUACACAGAGCUUUUGCCCAUCCUACUGCUCUAAGCGUUGCUGCAUGGCAAGAGGAAAACGCCACGAGUAACAUUGAACCUAUCGGUAUUGAAAACUUGAAAUAAUCUUACUAUAAUGCAGUAUUUUGAAAAUUUUGUUUUCAAAUCUGUGUAAAAAAAAAAAAGUUUUGAAAAGUCAACAGAACAUAUCUUUAACGUGGAUUUUUCUUUUUUACUCUAGCGUGGAAGUGGUAAAGAAAAGUAUGGAUAUAAAAUACCCUAACACCAAAAAGCGAACGAUAUCAGUUUAUCUUAACAAAGAAAAUGACAAAGUAUAAGAUAAAAUUAGUAAAUAACAACUUAGAGAGUUUAAAAAGAUGCUAAUCUUAGGUCAUAGAAAAGACUUUCAAAUUGCUAUGGAAAACAACAUUUUCCCACUUUCCUUUGUUUCACUUUUUAAAGCACGAAGGACAACGGAGAAUUGCUGACAUUAUUUUCUAUUAGCAUACUAAAAUGUUACUCUAAAAGGCCGGAUUUCAAUGCAUCUCUUACCUCGUUGAAUUAGGGAAUACUAUAUUUGAAGUAACGUCAAUUGCUCAACGCAUUUGAUAUCCGACUAAGGAUAAUCAUUCCAAAACAAAACCGAAKGAAAAUAGUAAAGUAUAUUUCAGAUUCACGAUAUAAAACACAAGGGAUAUUGAGUUUGUUAAAACACGUUUGGGCCUGAAAAUUUUGAUUGCAAGUAAAUAGAUAUAUAUAUAUAUACAUACUCAAAUCUUUACAAUUUAAAGAAAUUCAAUUGAGAGUUUGAAUCAUUUUUCUCGAUUUGCGACAUAGAUAGCUAGUAAUUUAUUAGUGGUGAAGUGUAACUGUUGGGAUAAUGUCGUAUAAAUAGUAUAACUAAUAAAUCACAAAUAAACAACUAUUAUUGA